AUGUACUCGGUUGGGAGAAAACGCCUGGGUGGCACGACGCCCGGUUACAGGGCUACGAAAAUCGCAAAGACUGAAAAUAUCUUCAACCGCAUGAAAGUAUGUGUCCGUGUGCGUCCGCUUUCAAAGAAGGAGACUGCAUCUGAAGCGAAGAAUAACAUUGAUGUUAUCGACACAAACAUGAUGGUCUUUGACCCCCUGGUAUCUUCGCCUAAGGACACCUACUACUAUCGCGGCAAGAACUACAAGGAGAUUGGCAAACGCGCCAACAAGAACCUGAACUUCGUUUUUGAUCGCGUCUUUGAUUUUCACGAUAACAACAUUGCUGUUUACCAGGAAACGACAAAGGAUCUGGUGGACUCGCUGAUUUCUGGAUUCAACUGCUCUGUUUUUGCUUACGGAGCAACUGGCUCGGGAAAAACACACACCAUGCUCGGAUCUUUAAACGACCCUGGCAUCAUUUUCUACACAACAAUGGACCUUUACAAAAAGCUGGAAGAGAACGGAAACAAAAAUUACGAGCUGAACAUUUCUUACUUUGAAAUAUACAACGAAGUUUUGCACGACCUGCUAGAUCCCAACUCGCGACAGGCACUUACCGUCCUUGAAGACUCGAACAAGGGCAUGAUUAUUAAAAAUUUGAGUUCUCACACCCCUCAAAAUGCCGACCACCUGAUCGAAAUGAUGGAGUAUGGAAACAAAAAUCGAAAACAACAUCCAACCGAUGCCAACGCUGAGUCUUCACGCUCUCAUGCCAUCUUUCAAAUCAAUCUUCGCCUGAAGAAGUUUAACGAUUCUCAGGAAAUGACUAUCCAGGAUUCCAAAAUGAGUCUCAUUGACUUGGCUGGCAGUGAACGAGCCACAGUGGCCUACAAAUCGGGCAGCUCUCGGACCACGAAUCUUUGUCGUGAGGGCUCAAACAUCAACAAAUCUCUUUUGUCUCUUGGCAACUGCAUCAACGCUCUCGCCGAUCCCAAUGGCCGAAACAACUAUAUUCCUUACCGAAGCUCAAAGCUGACGUUUAUAUUGCGCGACAGUCUUGGGGGCAACUGCCAGACUUUGAUGAUAGCUGCCGUAUCGCCCUCCUCCACACAUUACGAAGAAACCCAUAAUACGCUUCUCUAUGCAGAACGUGCUAAGGGUGUCCAAUUGAACGUACGAAAAAACAAUGUCACUGUAAAUGUGCAACCUCGCGACUAUCGCGCGAUUAUCGAGCAGAAGGACGCAGAACUGAUCAAAACGAAAAAGAUCAUUGCUGAGCAAAAGCUGGAAAUUGAGCGUCUAAACAGUCAAGCCAAUUGCUUGCCAAACGAUCCGAUUGUCUCCUCAGGCAAGGCCAUUGAAACGCUUCACAUGGUGAAAAAUACCCUCGACCACUUGUUUGACCGCCGAAUGGAAAUUCGCGUUAAUCUGCUUGAUUGCGAACACCAAAUUAAGUUAAUUAACCUACAACUUUUGUACCGAAGUCAGGACAAUGACCGCAUCUCAAGAUUGAAUAAUGAAGUUGAAUCAGACGAACUGAAGGCCAGCACAAGCGCUUUUUCACAUUUUCAUCACAAGAAGCUGCAUUUUGUGAACAAGCAAACGGAUUUGCUAAAAGAACUUGAUAAUGUCGAGGAGAAAAUUAGUCACUUUGAAACCGAAUUGAUGGAAAAGUUCAGGGAGGACAUUGUCAUUCGAGCGUACUUUGACAAAAACAAUUGUCAACUGCAGGCAAGAGAAGUGACUCUGGCUGAAGGGCAUAUAAAUAGCGUUCUGGAGAAUCUCUUUUUACGUGAAGAGAGCAAUGAAGAGGUACUCACUGAAACAUUCAAUUUGGCCCAUCGUUCCUGUUGUGUGCUUAAAGCCCAGGGACUGUUGUCAACAGAGAUGGACAACAAGCUGAAGGAUCUUGUGCGCAAGCUGGAGGGCAAAAAAGAAGUCAAGUGGCGUGACGACAUUGUCACACCAAAAGUUGAAAAGAUGAGCGAAAAGAUCAGUCUUGCAAAGUUGCACGUUUUCCUCAACGAAUUAGAGUCCCCGAGAGACAAACGAAGCUUGGAAUCCAUUCUCGACAUAACUCCACUGAUUCAUAAAAUCAAGUCCAAUUGA
Molecule: messenger RNA, 2088 nt
Organism: Rhagoletis zephyria (snowberry fruit fly)
Lineage: Eukaryota; Metazoa; Arthropoda; Insecta; Diptera; Tephritidae
Source: RefSeq, a predicted model, not a curated record